AUGCCAUUUCUUCAGAAGCUCUAUCAAGAGGAAAAAGAUAAACAAUUUGCUCACUUUGCAGAUUAUCUCAGAACACUAGAGAUCAAGAUCCCUUUUGCAGAGGCUCUUGAACAGAUACCUUCUUAUGCUAAGUUCAUGAAGGACAUCCUGAGUCAUAAGAAGGGUUGGAGAGAGACACAAACAGUCCUCCUCACUGAAGAGUGCAGUGCAAUCAUUCAAAACAGCUUGCUAGAGAAACUUAAGGAUCCUGGAAGCUUUAUGAUACCAUGCACUCUAGGUGAUGCUUGCACAAGGACAGCUCUAUCUGACCUUGGAGCAAGCAUCAAUCUAAUACAUGUUUCAUUAAUAAGGAAUCUUUGCUUGAUUGAUGAAGUCAAACUAAUCCGCAUAUGUCUUCAACUUACUGAUGGCUCUAUUAAGAUACCAUCAGGCAUGAUUGAAAAUAUGAUUGUUAGGGUUGGACCCUUUGCGUUUUCCACUGACUUUGUGGUGUUGGACAUGGAAGGGCACAAGAGUGCAUCCCUUAUCUUAGGGAGACCCUUCCUAGGUAUAGGACAGACCCUCAUUGAUGUUGAAAAUGGGGAAGUAACCCUGAGAGUCAAUGAGGAAAAGUUCGUACUGAAUGCUGUCAAGGCUAUGCAGCAUCCAGACACCCCUGAGGAAUGCAUGAGCAUUGACCUCAUUGAUUCCCUGGUGGAAGAAGUCAACAUGGCCGAAAGUCUUAGAGGAACCUCUGGAAACCUCUGA
Molecule: messenger RNA, 747 nt
Organism: Arachis stenosperma
Lineage: Eukaryota; Viridiplantae; Streptophyta; Magnoliopsida; Fabales; Fabaceae
Exons: 1
Coding region: 1-747 (248 amino acids)
Source: RefSeq, a predicted model, not a curated record